Eremomyces bilateralis CBS 781.70 is the source of this 741-nucleotide messenger RNA. Its product is annotated as CDP-diacylglycerol--inositol 3-phosphatidyltransferase. The annotation marks the transcript as partial. Gene Ontology annotation, molecular function: CDP-diacylglycerol-inositol 3-phosphatidyltransferase activity. The record is from RefSeq and is a predicted model, not a curated record. Gene Ontology annotation, biological process: phosphatidylinositol biosynthetic process. The transcript is spliced from 2 exons. Gene Ontology annotation, cellular component: membrane; Golgi apparatus. Lineage: Eukaryota; Fungi; Ascomycota; Dothideomycetes; Eremomycetales; Eremomycetaceae.
GGCUACUCCCGCAUCAUCCUCGCCUUCGCCUCCCUCUACUACAUGUCCCUCCACCCCCGCACCUGUUGCAUCCUCUACUCUGUCUCUUGCGCCCUCGACGCCCUCGACGGCUACGCCGCGCGGUACUUCGACCAAUCGACGCGGUUCGGCGCGGUGUUGGACAUGGUGACGGACCGCUGCACAACCGCGUGUCUGAUGGUGUUCCUCGCCUCGGCGUUCCCGCGAUACAGCAUCAUCUUCCAGGGGCUGAUCAGCUUGGAUCUGGCGAGCCACUACAUGCAUAUGUAUGCGACGUUGGCGAUGGGGGAGCAGGGACAGAGUCAUAAGAACGUGGACGAGGGGCGGAGUUGGAUUUUGAAGAUGUAUUAUUCGAAUAAUAAAGUCCUCUUCACCUUCUGCGCCCUCAACGAACUCUUCUUCAUCGCCCUCUACCUCCUCUCCUUCUCCUCUCCGCUCAUCUCCCCGCACCUCCUCCCCACCACCCCGUCCACCCCCGCGGCGGCCCCCCCGCCCAAACCCUCCAUCUUCCCCUCUCCCUGGUCCGCGGGCGCGAUGGAGCUGGCGCGCGCAAACAAGAUGGACAGCACGAUCCCGUGGAUCCUGGUCACGGUCAGCGCGCCCGUGAUGGCGGGGAAGCAGCUGAUUCAUCUGGUGCAGUUGGUGAAGGCGAGUCGGUGGUUGGCGGAGGGGGAUGUGGUGGCGAGGAGAGAGAAGAGGGCAAGGGGAAAGAAGAAGGAUUAG